CAAAAAAGGUCACAGUGCAGUGAAACAACGCCUACUAUCUGCAGCUCUAGAUCACCCCCUAGCGGACACUCCAAGUCAUUUUUUCAGGCAGUUAUUCAAUACGAAGAGCAACACAUCGUUGUGUAAAUCAUAUCGAUUUUAACUCUUCUUUGUAUUUAUUUAUUUUUAAUGAUUCCAAUUUAAUUAACAUUAUAUUUUAAUGAUCAUAUUGAUCUUUAAACCACUACAGAGACACGAUGCUUUCAUCUGCAGUUACACACGAGAGGAUUAUCAGUGCAGCGACACAACAGGACAACUCCUGAUCCUCUCAAUGCCUGAGCUGUUCUCAUCAGAGCAGUCACACAUGGGGAAUAUAACACAAGCUGCGCUAGACUUCAUGAAGAAAGAUUAGAGUAUAUAGAUUAGAGUAUAUAUGCGAAAGCAGUCAUUUUAUUUUCUACAAAUCUACAUUGAGCUCUGUGACACUGAUUUGACCAAACUGUACACAUAUUAGUAUUAUAAUACACUCUCUAGUACAGCAGGUGGCGGUAUUCAGCUUUACGCUGCUUUCUAUAACUCGCCACACAAGAAGAAGAAGAAGAGGAGGAGGCGGCGGAGGAUGUCCGGUUUACUCGUGAUGAGCUUCUGGAUUUGAGUGUCUCAGCUGCUGAUCUAUUCCUGCAUUCAGCUGAAUUAUGAAGGCUGAUCAAUGACUGGAGAUCUGUGAUUGUUCAUCAGUUUCUGCUGGAGAUCAAACUCUUCAGGUCCAUCAUGGGUAACACACACACUGCUGGAGAUCAGGAUUUGUCUACAGGAUGCAGCUCAGUUCAUCAGAAGAGAGCAGAAGCAGAGCCCAGCUGUGUGUCUAUGAAGAGUGACGCGUCUAUGGCUCUACCAAUAAAGUUUAGGAGUAAAAACACACAACCUGCUGUCAGUGUUGAAUAUGAGUCUGCAGAUUCAGGAGACGAGACUCACAGGAGACACAAGAGUUUCACAGACAAUCUCCAGUCCAUCUUCCAGAAUCUUGAGAGCAAAAUGAUCAGAUUCCUGAAGAAUGAACUGGGAAACUUUAAGAAAAUCUUACAGGAAGAAAACAGUCAAGAGUUUGUAAAGGAGUUUACUGAGAACAGAAGCAUUAUCACAGAAGCAGCUCUUGAUCUCACACUCUUCUUCCUGAGAGAGAUGAAGCAAGAUCAAGCUGCUGAUAUUCUUGAAGGCGAGCUGUUCUUUAUUAAUCAGCUUAAAUGUAGCCUGAAGAAGAAAUAUCAACGUGUGUUUGAAGGAAUUGCUCAGCAAGGAGACUCCACACUUCUGAAUAACAUCUACACAGAUCUCUACAUCACUCAGGGUGCGAGUGAACAGGUCAACACUGAACAUGAGAUCAGACAGAUUGAAGCUGCUUCCAGACGUCAUCAGUCACUAGAGAUACAGGUUGAAUGCAAACAUUUGUUUGAAGCAGCUGAACAAGACGAGCGGAUCAGAACUGUCCUGACAAAAGGAGUUGCUGGCAUCGGGAAAUCAGUCUCUGUGCAAAAGUUUGUUCUGGAUUGGGCUGAAGGGAAAGAAAAUCAAGACAUCAGCUUCAUAUUUCCUCUUCCAUUCAGAGAGAUGAACUUAAAGGAGAAAGAAAGACAAAGUUUAAAAGACCUCAUAACUCAGUUUUUCCCAGAGACUAAAGGACUGAACCUUACAAGAAGCACACGAUUCAAAGUCCUGUUCAUCCUUGAUGGAUUGGAUGAAUGUCGUCUUCCUCUGAACUUUGCUGGUAAUGAGACGUGUGGUGAUGUAUCUUCAGCAGUCUCUCUGGAUGUUCUCCUGACGAACCUCAUCAAGGGAAAUCUGCUUCCUUCUGCUCUCAUCUGGAUCACCAGCAGACCAGCAGCUGCCAGUAAGAUUCCUGCUGACUGUAUCGACCGGCUGACAGAGAUACGAGGAUUCAAUGAUGCCCAAAAGGAGGAGUACUUCAGAAAGAGACUCACAGAUCAGAAUCAGGCCAGAGAAAUCAUUGAUCACAUUAAACAGUCAAAGAGUCUCUUUAUUAUGUGCCACAUCCCAGUCUUCUGCUGGAUUUCAGCCACUGUUCUCCAGAACAUACUGAAACUGAAACACAGGGCUCAUGCUGAAACACUGCAGGAAUCUCCCAAGACUCUGACACAGAUGUACACACACUUUCUCCGCUUUCAGAUGCAGCAGAGCAAAAGAAAGUAUGAUGGAGAAAACACAGCAGAUGUCUCCUGGGAUCCAAAGCUCAUCCUUUCACUGGGGAAACUGGCCUUCCAGCAGCUGGACAGAAACAAUGUGAUCUUCUAUGAGAGCGAUCUGAAAGACUGUGGCAUUGACGUCUAUAAGGCAUCGGUGUACUCAGGCAUGUGUACCCAGAUCUUUAAGGAGGAGACGGGAAUUAUUCUUGGUACCAUGUACUGCUUUCUUCACUUGAGCAUUCAGGAGUUCAUUGCAGCCCUUUAUCAACAUCUGAUUCUAGACAGCGACAAGAAGCAUGGAUUGUUUUUACAGAUAAGCAAAAAUAAAGGCGUGACCGAUUUCCUGAAGACAGCAGUAGACAAGGCUCUGGAAAGUGAGAAUGGACAUCUGGACCUUUACCUUCGCUUCCUUCUCGGUCUGUCACUCCAGUCCAAUCGACAACUCUUACGAGGCCUGUUGACACAGCAGGAUGACAGAGACCAGAGCAAAAAGAAAAUAAUUGCCUACAUCAAGCAGAAACUUAAAGGAAAUCUGUCUCCAGAGAGAUCCAUCAAUCUGUUCUACUGUCUGAAUGAACUGAACGAUCAAACUCUGCUGAAAGAGAUUCAGUCUCACCUCAAUAGUGGAAGUCUGUCAUCUGCUCGCCUUUCACCUGCCCAGUGGUCUGCUCUGGUCUUUGUGUUGUUGACCUCAGAGGAGGAGCUGGAGGAGUUUGAGCUUCACAAAUUCCAGAGAUCAGACGAGUGUCUCAUCAGACUAUCAGCAGUCAUCAAAACCUCCAAAAGAGCCUUGUAAGUCCUUAUUUCUUUCAUCUAAGAAAUAGACAUUAG
Molecule: messenger RNA, 3011 nt
Organism: Danio rerio (zebrafish)
Lineage: Eukaryota; Metazoa; Chordata; Actinopteri; Cypriniformes; Danionidae
Source: RefSeq, a predicted model, not a curated record